GUGCACAUAGAGAUACACAUACACCAAUCUGUACGUAUACAACAACCAAUUAACAUGAAUCUUCUAAAGCCCACAUCUGCAAAUUCAUGCCCACUUACUCCUCUCACCUUCUUAGAACGAGCGGCAACCGUUUAUGGCGAUUGUACUUCCAUUGUGUUCAAUAACACCACCUUUACAUGGGCCCACACCCACCGUCGCUGCCGCCAGGUGGCCUCCUCCCUCGCCAGAUUAGGUAUCCGGAGAGGUGAUGUUGUGUCUGUUUUGGCUUAUAAUGUUCCGGCAAUGUAUGAGCUUCAGUUUGCUGUGCCAAUGUCCGGUGCUGUGCUUAAUAAUUUAAACACUCGUCUUGAUGCUCGGACCAUCUCUGUUAUGCUUCGACAUUCGGAGUCCAAAAUGCUGCUUGUUGAUGUCCAUCUUCGGGCUCUUGCGCUCGAGGCGGUGUCCAGGUUUCCGCCCGGGACACCGCCCCCUGUGCUUGUUCUCAUUAGGGAUCUUGAAGAAUCUUUGUCUCUCCCACCGACCGUUGAAUCAAGGGUGAACGAGGUUGACUUUCUUAUGUCGUACGAGGAUUUGGUUAAGAAAGGGAACUCGAAUUUUGAUUGGAUAAGACCUAUCAACGAGUGGGAUCCAAUCACAUUAAACUACACUUCCGGGACCACGUCAGCACCUAAAGGAGUUGUUCAUUCUCACCGUGCAAUCUUUAUCAUAACCGUUGAUUCACUUAUGGACUGGUCCGUACCCAAAAACCCGGUUUAUUUAUGGACCCUACCCAUGUUCCACUCUAACGGGUGGAGCUUCACUUGGGGCAUGGCGGCCUUCGGCGGCACCAACAUUUGCCUCCACAAGUUCAACGCCGACAACAUCUUCUCGGCCGUGGACCGCCACAAAGUCACCCACAUGUGUGGCGCACCGGUUGUGCUCAACAUGAUAGCAAACUCGCCCAAUGCUAAGCCGUUGAAAAACCCGGUUCAUUUCUUGACCGGUGGAGCCCCGCCGCCCUCGGCUGUUGUCCUCCGGACGGAGUCGUUGGGUUUUAUCGUUAGUCAUGGGUUUGGUAUGACGGAAGUGGCGGGGGUCGUGGUGUCAUGUGCGUGGAAAGAGAAAUGGAACCGGUUGCCCGUGACAGACCGGGCGAGUUUAAAAGCAAGACAAGGGGUAAGAACCCUAGCGUUGACUGAAGUCAACGUGUUGGACCCUGAGUCAGGACUCGGAGUGAAACAUGACGGGUUGACUCAAGGUGAAAUUGUGUUAAAAGGGCCGUGUUUAAUGUUGGGUUAUUUAAAAGACCCGCUUGCCACGGCUAUGUGUAUGAAAGACAACGGGUGGUUGUACACGGGUGAUGUUGGGGUGAUCCACCCGGAUGGGUAUUUAGAAAUAAAAGAUAGGUCAAAAGAUGUGAUCAUAUCCGGGGGUGAAAAUGUGAGUAGCGUAGAGGUGGAAUCCGUGUUGUACACGAAUCCUGCGGUGCAUGAGGCCGCAGUGGUGGCUCGACAAGAUAAGUUUUGGGGAGAAACGCCUUGUGCGUUUGUGAGUUUGAUUGGAAAGGCGAAUUCGGAAGACAUAAUAAAGUUUUGUCGAGACAGAUUGCCGCAUUAUAUGGUCCCGACGAAAGUGGUGUUUAUGGAGGAGCUACCGAAGACGGCCACAGGAAAGAUCAAGAAAUUUUGGUUAAGAGAUAUGGCAAAGAAUUUGUCACCACCAAAAGAAAGGAGUAGAAUAUAAAGAUGGAUUUGGUUCAUUUAAGAUAUAUUUUUCUCUUUUUUGUUUAUUCAAAUUUUGGUAUACAUGUAACGGAUUUUAUACAAGAGGAAUACCUCUAAUUGAUGAUCGGUAGUAAUAAUUUUAUUGUUUUUUAGGUCCGAA
Messenger RNA from Helianthus annuus (common sunflower), 1863 nucleotides. RefSeq names its product probable acyl-activating enzyme 6. The record is from RefSeq and is a predicted model, not a curated record. The transcript has 2 exons. Bases 55 to 1722 code for a protein of 555 amino acids. NCBI's taxonomy places the organism in Eukaryota, Viridiplantae, Streptophyta, Magnoliopsida, Asterales, Asteraceae.